Messenger RNA from Thamnophis elegans (Western terrestrial garter snake), 3746 nucleotides. RefSeq names its product breast carcinoma amplified sequence 4 (gene BCAS4). Gene Ontology annotation, cellular component: BLOC-1 complex. NCBI's taxonomy places the organism in Eukaryota, Metazoa, Chordata, Lepidosauria, Squamata, Natricidae. The record is from RefSeq and is a predicted model, not a curated record. The transcript is spliced from 5 exons. Bases 52 to 693 code for a protein of 213 amino acids.
GGCUGCUGGCUGCGCCGCUGCCCCCGGCCCGAGGGAAGGCGCGCGGCUGACAUGAGCCAGGCGGCCGCCGAAGGGAGAGCCGCAGCCUCCGGAGGCCGCCCCUCACCGCCCGCCUAUUCCUCUUCCUCCGCCUUCCCCGCAAUCGACGGCUGGGCGGCGGAGCUGAUUGCGGACGCCGCCGAGGACGGAGAGCCGCGGCGGAAGGCGGCAGCGGAGGAGAGGGAGGCCGGCGGGGCUCGGCCGCUCGCUUACUGUCUGUCCCCUGAGACCGGGAAGGAGAUGAAAGAAGUAGAAGAAUGCAUAGAAGAGAUGUUAAUAAGGCUGGAUGAGUUCUGUGGUAUGACUGAUAUGAUUAGGAGUGAUACAUCCAUUCUCUUGGAAGAGAUGAUUCCACUUAUUAAGGCCAAGGUUUCAGAAAUGAACAAUGUCUACACAAAAGUGGAUAAACUAGAGGCAUUUGUGAAAAUGGCCGGCCAUCAUGUUUCUUUCCUAGAAGAACAAAUUCUCCAAGCAGAGAAGAUCCAUGCUGGAUGUCCUCCUUCUAUUCAAAAGCUGCUUGGGCCACUAGUUUUCCCUUUAUUUAAAAAAACAUGUACUCCAGAUGGACAGCAGAGUUAUAACCUGCCUGAACUUUAUAGAACGGAAGAUUAUUUUCCUAUCAAAUGUAUUGGUAGCAAGUAUCAGAGCCAUUAGUUUUGUAUUUAUGCUUAUUGCCUUAAACUAUAUGGGUAUUCUCUUUCCAUCUUCUUAUUUUACAUUUGUAUUAGGACAAAAUUCAUUAUGGGAAAAAAACUUUGCUAUUUCCAACAUAUUGUGUUCUAAUCUUGAUUUUGGGAGGAUGAAAUAUUUUUAUUUCUUGUAUUAUACUUGAGGUAUGUUUACAUAAAUAAAAAAUCAGGAAACAAGAUUUAAAAUGGAAAGAAAAAAUAUUUGUGAAGGCAUGCUAGAAACGGCUUUGUCGCGUUUUAAUUGUUAAAAUCUGUAGUCUCAGCCACUUCAGAACAAAAAUCCCAUUUCAAAAGUAACCUAAGUAAUUAUGUAGUAUUUGUAUUCAAAAGAAAAAAGCAAAUCCCAUCAAAGUGGCAGAGAUAUUCAAACGUAUUACUGAAUGGUAGGAAAAAAAAGUUCUUAUGUGUAUUUGGUGCAAGCAGGAAAGACUGCACCAUUAAUAUAGUGUGCAGUAUGAAAAUCGGUUUGGUGUACUAGUUAAAGGCAAUUACAUUGUCUAGAAACCAAGAUUUCUAAUCAUGCCUCCCUCACAAACAAAAUCAGACAGAUAAAAUUUGGUCUCUCUCAGACCUUAGGAAGAAAGCAGUGACAAACUAUUUUUGAAAAAUGUUGCCCAGAACACUACACAGACUUGUCCAGGCAGUCACCAGGAAUCAACACUGACUUGAAGACAAAACAAAAUACAAUGAAAAAAAGAGUCAGUUCUAUUUACACUUCUCCUUACGAUGUCUGCAAUUAGAAUAUAUGCAAUUGUUAUGAACAAUUAACUCUCAAAUGGUUUGAUUUUUGGUCAUAAAUAAGCACACAAUUGCUAGUUGUGUUUAAAAAUUAAAAUGUUUCACUGCUUGAAGCUGGACAAACAGGAAUUCUAACGUCAUUGCAGUCUAUUUAAAUCUGCAAGAAUUAUCAGCAAUCUGGUGCUCAGGCAUAUCAAUGAAUAUAUUUGCUGGCAACAAAUAUCCUUUAGAAUAUUUGUGCAUAGAGAGAAAAACUAUAAAUGAAAGGCAGCAGGGCCUGCUAAAGCUAAGAUAGGCAAGCAGUCUAAUUAAUAGCAAGUAACUAUUCAGAAGAGAAGGAAAUCCUUGUUCAAAUCAGAACACAGCGGAUAGAAAAGGAACACAAUUCAAAGAUUAUCUAGAGCUGAACUCAACUCCUGGUUACUACAAGGUGACCUCACUUUGCCCCAUGUAUUUUUAGAAAGAAAAAUAUGGGAGGCUGUAAAAGUAAAGUCUCCUUCAAGCACAUCUUUAAUAUGUAUGGGAAUUUCAUGGAUAAGUUAUGUUGUUUUCCAAGCAACUAUACAUACAUGAUUUGCCAUUACCUUCAGCCAAUACUUUAUUUCAAUUUUCUAAUCUGCGUUAGAAAACUUCUGCAGCUCUGGAAUUCUGCUUACUAAACCUUUUGUCCGUGUGUGUAGGAGAGGGGGUGGCACAUUUGGAUAAGUGUUGCUUUAUAACCCGGGGUGAUAGGAGCAGCUUAACGUGUUUUGUAAUGGGCCAGAUCCAUCAUGACAUAUAUUUGGGUAGAGUAUCCAUAACAUACUUUCAACACGCCAAACAUAAAUAGCAGAUUGCCAACUUCUGGUGAAUUGGAUUUUGUGGUCAUUUGGUACCCAAUUUAUAAUCUCCCAGAAACUGUAAGGUGAAGGUUGCUACUUUACCAUUGAGGUGUAUUUGUUUUUCUGCAAUAAUUCAAAUGUAAAUACAGCAUUAGUGGAAUUUUUAAGUUUUAACAAAUCUUUCUUAAGUAUUUUUUACUGGAAAUUAAUAUAAAUAUUGUCAAGUUUACCCCAGUACAAAUUUAGAAUUUUUUUCCUCUGCUAGAACAAUCCAAUAAAUACAUCCUUGACUCCAGCAGACUGCAUCACAACGCAAUAAAAUGAGGCAUUUAAAUAUAAGCAAAAUGAAAAAGGGAAAACAUGUUUUAAAAACUAGGUGAAUUAAUUAAAAAAAAGAUCAUAAAAUGCUCUACAAUGAACUCUGCUACAGUAGAAACCUUAUUAGGGCAAAAAUACACAUUGACAAUACUGUUAAAACUUACUGAUUUGCUCCAAGUCACCACCCUUCAAUCCUCUACACUGAUUCUGUGUGAAAACUCAAAUAGCAUAUCUGCAAACAAUGGGUAUGAGACACAUUUCAAUCCAUUCACUGAGUUACAAAUCUUAAGGACUGUCAACAUACAAGAAAAAUGACAGUACUUUUAAAUAUGAUUUCAAUAGAAAUGUUAAGCACAUCUUUAAACUGACACUGAAAACAACAGAAAGUUAAAAUGUUUGGAUGUGUUAUGCUGCAUCUGCAAAUGCAUAUACAGUACUGUAAUUUUAAUACAUUUCUAUCUGUUUGGUAGAUAUAAUCAGUAGAUUAUAUAUUAACACUAGCUUGCACAUAGAUAGCUUAUGUUUCAUUUUCUCAAGGCAUAAACUGUAGCAUCUGAAUUUUGUUUUCUUUCAACAAAAGCCAUCACAAUGACUUGGGAAACAGGUAAUUCAGAAUUUGUAAUAAAGCAAAUAUUUACAUUAAGCACAAUACAGCAAUUUAUUUAGAUGCUUAAAUGAAUACAAAGGGGAAAUAAAGAUCACAAAAUUAUCCAUACUACAACAAUGUGUCAUAUAUUAGAUGGUAUAAAUGAAUAACACCAUUAGGUGUUAACUAAAGAUAAAACUAAAUAUCCAAAAAAUGCAGCACUCAUUUCCGUAUGCUGCUUUUAACACAGUACAGUUUUAUACAGAUCUAAAAGGUGUCAAAAUUAGUAGCUGCAAACUUGUUUCUUGCAUGUGAUUUUAGCUUAAAAGAUUUCAGAAAAUGUCUCUGAAAUACAUAGUCUUCAGUUGUAAUGUCAAGGAUAUUCAAGAACAAGAAAAUUCUAUAAUACAAUAAGAGUCCAGAUAUAUUUUAUGUUGCUGGCCUCUUUGAGAUUGUACAAGGUUAUGUGCAAAAACUAAGUCUGUCAAAAGUCAUACUAUAGCAGUUUCAAGCUUUUUGCUAGGUAAACUAGAUACAGCAUUUAUUACACAGCAG